GAAUCUGAGCGGGGGAAGAGAGCAAGUAAAGGUUCACCGUUACUUUCCGGCCACACUCACUUUUAACCUCAACAGACGGAUUUACCUUCAAUCUUCAUUUGUCUUUCACACCUCGUGGGUCUUGUGGUCCACAGGAAGCCUAAAGAACUACAAUCUGUUCAGAGUUUUUUAACUGUCUGGAUCCAAACUUCAAUUUCUGGACUUGAAAAUAGAAAAGUUUGUUUUUAAAUCAUCAGUUGUUUGUGAGGGAUUAUUGUUUUGCCUGUCAUGGGGUCUGGGAAGGAGCUGCUCCUUUACGUUGUGCUGUGUUUGCUGGAGAAAUGUGCCUCUGAAUGUCCCCUUGGUUUCAACUUACAAGACGACGAAUGUACCGACAAUAAUGAGUGCGCAGGUCACCCAGAUCCAUGUGGGAAAUACACAAAGUGCAUCAACACGAAUGGAAGCUUCUACUGUCAUUGUCUGGAAGGAUACAGUAACAUCAGAGGAGCCGUUAACUUCACAGGGCUGGAUGGACAGUGUCAAGACAUCAACGAGUGCAGCGUUCCUAAUAAAUGCGGUCAUGGUGCAAAUUGUACGAACACGAUUGGGGGAUUCAAGUGCACCUGCCGUCUUGGGUACGCCAACAGCUCUGUUGGCUGCGUGGACAUCAAUGAAUGCAACGAAGCUGUAGUAAGGAGUGAAGAAAUCUGUGGAGCAAACGGGACCUGUAAAAAUCUCAAUGGGACUUACUGGUGCAAAUGUGACAAAGGAUUCACUAGCUUUGGCAAUGACAGGACCCCAUGCUCCGCGCUCGACUGUAACACCUUCAGUGCGGACAUUCUGCCCUCACAGUCGCUCGGAGGCCUGGCAGACAUUUUGUCCAUGAUGAGAAACAGCUGCUUGGCUCUGUCCAACCCGACUACCGCUAGUGGAGGGAGGUCAGAUGGAGAGGCUCUCCUGGAGAAACUCUUCACAGCGACUGACGCCAUCCUGUCCCCGGAUCAGCUGGAAAGCAGCGAGGACGUGAGCGGACUGCUGGGAGCUGUGGAGAACUCCAUUAGAGUAAUUGGCCCACAGCUCAAACGCAACCGCACCAGGAUAGAGACCAACAAGACAGACGCAGAGAUUGCAGUGCAAAGGGGACAGACUCAACCCACAGGACCCGUCCAUCUGAGCAGUGAGAACGCUAGUCUAGACACUGAUUGGUCAACAGCUGCUGGGGCAGGAGCAUACCCUGGUUUUGCUAUGGCCGCAUUAUUGAGCUACAAGAACCUGGAGCGGUCUGUGAACGGCUCCUUUGAGGAGCUCUCAGGACUUAAGAAAAAUGGCGUUGAUCCCUUGUUUCAGAUCUUCUCCAGAGUGGUGUCGGUCGUGGUCUCCAACCCUUCCCCCCAGAACCUGAGCCGCCCCGUUAACAUCACCCUCAGACAUCUGGGCACAGAGGAGUCCUCUGAGGUGAGCUACGUCUGUGCAUACUGGAGUGAGAGAGGAGCCUGGUCCACAGAUGGUUGCUAUCAGCAGCAGUCGAACACCUCACACACCACGUGUACAUGUGAGCACCUCAGCAGCUUUGCAGUGCUCAUGGCACGCUACCCUAUGAAGCACACCUUUGGCCUCCAGCUGAUGACCAAGAUAGGGCUGAUCAUCUCCCUGCUGUGCCUCAUCCUCUGCAUCCUCACGUUCAAGUUCUGCCGCUCCAUACAAGGGACCCGAACCACCAUCCACCUCCACCUCUGCGUCUGCCUCUUCCUGGCUGACCUCAUGUUCCUGGCUGGCAUCUCACAAACUCAACCUGUGGCCGGCUGCAGGUUUGUUGCCGCCAUGCUCCAUUUCUUCUUCUUGGGGGUGUUCACCUGGAUGCUGUUGGAGGGGGUGCAGCUGUACCGCAUGGUAGUCCUGGUGUUUAAUGCCACCAUCCGGCCCCUGUAUUUAUACCUGACCGGUUACGGAGCGCCUCUUGUUAUCCUCAUUAUAUCUGCCAUCAUUAGGCCAGGGGGAUACGGCACUGACGAGCACUGCUGGCUGUCUCUGAAUGACGGCCUCAUCUGGAGCUUCUUCGGCCCCGUGUGCUUCAUCAUCAUCCUUAACAUCUUCUUCUUCAUCAUCACUGUUUGGAAGCUCGCCCAGAAGUUCACCAGCCUCAACCCAGACCUCUCCAAACUACACAAAAUCAGAGCUUUCACAGUGACAGCUAUCGCCCAGAUGUGUAUACUGGGUCUGAUGUGGGUGUUCGGGGCCUUCCUGUUUGAACAGGGCCCCAUAGUGGUGGCGUAUAUCUUCACUAUCCUGAACAGCCUGCAGGGGGCGCUGGUCUUCAUCAUGCAUUGUUUGCUGUCUAAACAGGUGAGAGAUGAGUAUGCACACUUCCUGUCCUGCAUCUGCACACCAGAGAAGAAGAGAUACUCAGGCUUCAGCAGUACAAAUCCCUCCAGUAGUCAGUCGCAGGCUUCUCGGAGUGGAAAUAACACAGGAGAAUCCCAGAUAUGAAGAAAUGAUCCACACCAAAGACAUAUGAUCACACCUCUAACCUACCUUGGCUGAGUUAGCCCACAUUUUAAAAGAUUAGAUCACGUCAAAUAAAUAUAAAAUCAGUCAUUUAUUCUCACCCAGAUGUCAGUUAAAACUCUUCUUUUGACUAAAAAAGGACCAAAUAGAUUUUUACAAAUCAAAAACUAUAAACACAUUUAUGUAAGAUUGGCUAAAUUUCAGAGGUUAAUCCUUAAAUAUAGAUUAUUUUUCUCACUCCAAGUGUUCUACAUUUCUCUAACAGUGCAUCAGUUUUGUUUUUUAAUGGCUGAUUCUUUUAUUUAAGUUUGAAGAAAUCCUGAAAAUGUGUAUUUUUCCUGGGAGCAAACAAGAAGAACUUCAAAGAGAAAUUUGAAGACACUUCUGGGCCAUUUUGGGUUUACCAAAACAUAUCACACUCAUAGUAUAAGCUGUAAUGGAGCGAUCUUUUAUUAAAUAUUUAUUUUGGAGUACAGACUUUAUUGUCCACAUUAUGUGGGCUGCAAGAUAAUAUGAGUGAAGCUCUGAGAGUCUGAGCUACAGUUUGUGCUGUAUUUUAUAUAAAGGUGAUAGUGGGUGUGCUCCUAUGUAGUAUUUUUGAUUCCACAUGUUGUAUGUAGGGAUACAGCUUGUUUAAAUGAUGUUAGCGGGCCUCAGUUUCCUCUUAUUAAACAAAAUAAGUGACUUUUUAAAAUCACUUGUGGCUGUUUUUAUCUGACUGCAGUUGAGCUGUGACUUUCCUUACUGGUGCUUUUUUUGAAGAUCUUUUUCUUUUUUUGACGUUAUCAGAAAAGAAACUAGAUGCAGCCUAAAAUAGAUGCUUGGGCACUGUACAAACACAGACGCACCCUUUUGAUAAGCUGCAGCUUCCUGCAAUGAAAUUGUGUUUAUUGGAUAAAAUUCCAUUUGCUUAUUAUCGCUUUCAGCCUCAGUCUCACUGUUGGUGACUGUAAGAUGUUACAUCUGUAAAACAGCUUUUUGGAGGUGAAAUGGGAGUGUUGCAAACUGUAGUUUUUUUUUACUGCACUUUUAGUUUGUUAGAUGAAAAUACAGCACAUCCUCACAUGGGAUACUCAAGGGGAGAACAGUCACUCUUACACAGCCUAUAGUGAACUCAUAAUGAAGCUACCAGUUGUAUAAUUUUGAAGAUUAAAGAAAAUGAUCAGAAAAACAAAAAUGUUGAAAUUUCUAAUCGUUUUAAUUCGACUGGUUCAUCCUGUAAUGUUUAUGUGUUGUUUUAUACGACUCAGCUGUUCCCGGAUUCCGACACGUGGCUGCACUUUUUGGUGACGAUGGAUUAUUCUCGGGAGGAAAAUGUAUUUUCAUGUAAAAAGCUACAUGUAUUAUGCAGCAUUUUGUGAAUGUAAGAAUUGUGUUGUAAGAUAUAUAUAUUAUAUGAUUUUAAA
Messenger RNA from Notolabrus celidotus (New Zealand spotty), 3890 nucleotides. Its product is annotated as adhesion G protein-coupled receptor E1. Gene Ontology annotation, cellular component: membrane. Gene Ontology annotation, molecular function: calcium ion binding; G protein-coupled receptor activity. The transcript has 17 exons. The record is from RefSeq and is a predicted model, not a curated record. NCBI's taxonomy places the organism in Eukaryota, Metazoa, Chordata, Actinopteri, Labriformes, Labridae. Bases 268 to 2466 code for a protein of 732 amino acids. Gene Ontology annotation, biological process: cell surface receptor signaling pathway; adenylate cyclase-activating G protein-coupled receptor signaling pathway.